GCCGCCAUUUUGGCGCUGAGGUUUGGCAAGCGGAGCCCGGAGCUGGGGCGGCGGCGCUCCUCGAACUGGGCCGGGUCCAGCCUGCAGCCGUUGCCUGAAGGAGGAAGCGUGAGGAGAUGCACCGCCGCUGAGGGGACGCGCCCAGGCCCGCCCGCCGCCCUUCGUGAGGCCCGCCCGCCAUGUCGUCGGCCGCCCGCUUUGACGCGUCGGACCGCUCGGCCUGGUACGCGGGCCCGCUGUCGAGGGCCGAGGCGCAAUCGCGGCUUCAGGGCCAGCGCCACGGUACCUUCCUGGUGCGCGACUCGUCCACCUGUCCCGGCGACUAUGUCCUGUCGGUCUCGGAGAACUCCCGCGUCUCGCACUACAUCAUCAACUCGCUGCCCGGGCGGCGCUUCAAGAUCGGCGACCAGGAGUUCGAGCACCUGCCUGCCCUCCUCGAGUUCUACAAGAUCCACUACCUGGACACCACCACCCUCAUCGAGCCCGCGCCCAGGUAUCCAGCUCCACUAAUGGGAUCUGGAUCAGCCCCUACUGUGCCUGCUGCAGAAGAGAAUGUGGAAUACGUUCGGACUCUUUAUGACUUCCCUGGAAAUGAUGCAGAGGAUUUGCCAUUUAAAAAGGGAGAGAUACUGGUCAUUGUAGACAAGCCUGAAGAACAGUGGUGGAGUGCCAGAAACAAAGAUGGCCGUGUUGGGAUGAUUCCUGUUCCUUAUGUUGAGAAGCUUGUGAGAUCGUCUCCACAUGGGAAGCAUGGGAACAGGAAUUCCAACAGCUAUGGGAUUCCUGAACCUGCCCAUGCUUAUGCUCAGCCUCAGACCACAAAUCCUCUUCCCAAUGUAUCUAGUGCUCCUGGGGCAGUGAUCAAUCCGCUUCCAUCAACACAAAAUGGACCAGUCUAUGCCAAAGCGAUUCAAAAGAGAGUUCCAUGUGCUUAUGACAAAACCGCCUUGGCAUUAGAGGUUGGUGAUAUUGUGAAGGUCACAAGGAUGAAUAUAAAUGGUCAGUGGGAAGGUGAAGUCAACGGUCGGAAAGGUCUCUUCCCUUUCACACACGUCAAAAUAAUUGACCCUCAGAAUCCAGAUGAAAAUGAGUGAUGCGCAUUGCCCCUUUUCUGCAUUGCUGCUUCGUUUUCCUGGCUAUCAUGAGCAUCGUUUGAAGUGGAAUGAUAAUUGUUAAUGGCAUGUGGUAAGCAUUGCCGGUUGCCUGUUUCCCAGCUUGCUACGAUAUGAUGGACCUGUUGUUUGUUUGGAAUGCAUACAACUGAUGUUGCUUGUUGGUGCUCAUGUGGACAGUUGCAUAAUUCAAAAUUUAGUCACUCCUAGAAGGAUUUUGGACCUUCAGCGGCAGAAGAUUAGUGGUGCCACCCCAGCAGAGCAGCUGGGGGGCAAAACAUCAGCAUUUGCUGCUGAGGCAUCCAAAGACAACGUUCUGCUCUGAAGUGAAUUCUAAGCAUCUCUACCAACACAGAGCACCAGUGACAAAAAUGCAAUUUUAUUUUUCCCUCUGGAGAAGGAAAGACUUGAUUUGAAAGAGAAUAAACUGUUAAAGCAGCAGUGCAUUUGGAAUAAUAACCUCUAGGCUGUAUAAUCGGAGUUUGUGUUAAUAAGACACGUCUUUGUGAGUUUGUCAUUGACCUAGAAACAAAUUUGGGAUGACAGCAAAGAACCAUUUUAAAGUAUUGCAUCGCAGUAGAAGCUUUUAUUUAUAAGUGUGAUGUGUCUGUUUGUCACAUCCCUAACUAAAAUCUAGCAUUUAAACUUGCAUCUAGGGAUUGUUUGCAAAAUUAUUGAGGAUAAUUUUUAAAUAACCUUUCAAAUGUCCCUAGAUUUUUAAACAAAUUUUAGAACACAUUAGUUCUCACACCAUACACACAAGCUUGGGUGAAAUGGCACUUUCUGCCUCUUUAAAAACAAAAACAAAACUCCUCACCAAGCAUUGAUAAUCACUAAUAGAGAAUACAAAUGUAAAUUGAAAGAUAUCAUUUAGACAUUUUUAAUUCUUCUGUGCCCUGCUGUGUUAACUGAACUGUAGCUUCUCUGCUUUAGGUUUUGAACAGUGUAACCAGGAGUGGAAAAUGCAGAAAGUUGAAUUGGCAAUUGAGGAAUGGCUCCCUAAAGUCUCAUUUUUAAAUCUUAAGGAUUUUGGACUUGAGAAGCCCCAGGUUCAACUCAGUGUUAAAGUGCCUUAAUUUGAGAAUGAAAGGCGCUGAUGGCGUGCAGUUUCAGCAAAGAAUUCAGGACUGAACGUAUUCAGUCUCAAGAAAAGUGUUUUCAUUCAUUGACUUUUAAAACUAUGGCUACUUGUCCAGAGAAAGCUCUCUUGGCAAAAAAGGAGAGAGCAAUUUUACUGCCAAACAAAGAUACUGUGAAUUAGACUAGCCUCAAUGCUCCAGGAAGUGUUUCCACCUUGGGGGUAGAGACCCCUUGCUUUCUGUAAUGGAAAGUUCUGCAGCUAUUCAGUGGAAUCCCCAGUUGUCCCUGUUGAUUUGUCUUUUGUUGCUGCAGAAUAGUACUACUGAGCUUUGCAUUAUGAAUAUUUAAGCUGCACUAAAGAUCAGUCUGCCAUAAGAUAGUCCUGCUACACAGCUGGCCUAACACUGUCUGGUGAUAAGAAUGUGUGUGACUCUUCUUAAGAACACUGUGUGGAUGCUUUUAACUUGCCUGCUUGCUCCUGGUGCUUUCCAAACACGCUUCCUUCGUUCUGCCAUAUAGAUACUUGAUCCAGAAUUCUCUACUAAACACAUUUUAGGAUUGCAAAAAAAGAGAGGCAUCUAUGCAAGCAAGUGUUGAGCCACUCCCAGGAUCACAGUUGUCGGGGGUUCUCAAGGAUUUUCAGAGGUUGACUCUCACAUCCCUCUGAAGCCUAAAUGGGAAUGGUCUGUUUCAUGGCUAAUCGGUGCUGCUUAAGUGUAGCACACUAAGUUGAUCACUGGCAAAACUUACAUCACUGUUUUCUUCACUGUUUUAAUAGUAAAAAUAAAUGCUGCAUUUGCUCUGGUCUGUAGGGUUACCAAGGACGGAAUUAAGGCUGUCCUUGCUCUUUUGUACACCUGUGCUGUGUCUCGGGUAAUCCUGAGAGCUCUUCAGUCUAUGCAUUAUUACAUGGGUGUAAAAAGCCUUGUAGUGCAAUCCUUAGCAUGAUUACUCAAAAACAGGUCUCAUUGAGAUCAAUGGGACUUGCUCCCUAGUAAGUGUAUGUAGGAUUGGUUUCAGAUUGGUAAUUGGCUUAAAUCCGUGCUCUCAAAGAAAGUCUUUGGAAAGUUUGCCACUCCUAUAAUACCAGUUGGUGCCUCUAAGCAAGAGGGGAGUGGGAACUGGUGCCACUAGCUAAAGCGCUAAAAGAAAUCAGGAUUGUUUACAAAUCAGGCAGGAAUAUGUAAAAGGGAAUAUCCUGUUUUGGUUGGGGUUUUGGGGGGGCAACCCCUAUUUUGUAAAGGGAUAGAAAGCAUUCUCUGUGCCAUUUCAUGUGCCUACAGUAAUUUUUUGUAUUGUGUAAUUAACAUCCUGGGACUGAGUAGGCUGUCCUUUCUGUUUUGUAGUAGGGUUGUCCAGCAUCUCCAACAAAAAGUGACACAUGACUGCAGGCUUCCUUUGUGGGACCAGUAGAAGGUUCUGCCUAGCUGUUAAAACUGUCCUGUUUUCCUACUUUGUGUUACUAAAUGCAAGCAUGUCUGGAACUAGGAAAUAUGUUUUAUUUUUACAGAGGGAAAGGUGGCCUUGUACUUAAAACAGUCUUUACUGUGCAAACAGUUGUAUGUAAUUGAGGUAUCAUUUGAAUUUCAGGCAAUAAUGUAUUAUGCUUUGUCUUAUUUGGGGGAUCAUCAUAGCUUGUUUUGUUUUGUUUUCUUGUGCUACAAAAUUUUAACAGUAUUAACUAUAUUCUUAGAACACAUGAAGUGUCUUUCUUAAGAUUAGUGCCUUUUCAUUGUCUUACUUAAUUUACUUUGCUGUUGGUCCUGUCAUCAAUCCAGUGUUCAGUGCCCAGUUUGUAUAUUCUCAAUAAAACCUACAUCACCUUGCAGCAGCA
This is a messenger RNA of Eublepharis macularius, 4026 nucleotides long. It is a transcript of the gene CRKL, whose product is annotated as CRK like proto-oncogene, adaptor protein. The transcript is spliced from 3 exons. Lineage: Eukaryota; Metazoa; Chordata; Lepidosauria; Squamata; Eublepharidae. Gene Ontology annotation, biological process: positive regulation of ERK1 and ERK2 cascade. The coding region runs from base 180 to 1094 and encodes 304 amino acids. The record is from RefSeq and is a predicted model, not a curated record. Gene Ontology annotation, molecular function: protein binding.